AUGCUCCGUCGACCAGAGCACUUGAGGGUUGAAGAAUUCGUUGACCUCAUCCGUACCAAGUAUCUCUCUUCGGAAGCUGGAGCCAUUCUUGUAGACCUCGUCGAAAAGAUCCAGUACUUGACUUUGGAUGUCACCAGCGGCCUCGCUUUCGGGAAGACAUUUGGCAUGCUACAGAAAAACUCGGAUGUUGAUGACUACCGUAUCUCAGACCUAGGGAGGGGGGUCUGGCCGCUGGGAAUACUGCCCUUGCAUUAG
Molecule: messenger RNA, 255 nt
Organism: Didymosphaeria variabile
Lineage: Eukaryota; Fungi; Ascomycota; Dothideomycetes; Pleosporales; Didymosphaeriaceae
Exons: 2
Coding region: 1-255 (84 amino acids)
Molecular function (GO): iron ion binding; heme binding; oxidoreductase activity, acting on paired donors, with incorporation or reduction of molecular oxygen
Source: RefSeq, a predicted model, not a curated record